AUGAUUCCAAGACUAGCUUGUAAAAGUCAUUGCAGACCCCCAUCCCGGAACUGGCCAGGGCCUCACUUUGUUUUCUGCUUCUCUCCCUUUCUCUUUUCUGCCUCGCCCCAGGAACUAGCUAAAUAUGAAUACAUGGAAGAGCAAGUAGUAUUAACUGAAAAAGAUCUGCUAGAGGAUGGUUUCGGCGAGCACCCCUUCUACCACUGCCUGGUUGCAGAAGUGCCCAAAGAGUACUGGACUCCAGAAGGACACAACAUUGUUGGUUUUGCCAUGUACUAUUUUACAUAUGACCCAUGGAUUGGCAAGCUAUUAUAUCUUGAAGACUUCUUCGUGAUGAGUGAUUAUAGAGGUUUUGGCAUUGGAUCAGAAAUUCUAAAGAAUCUAAGCCAGGUUGCAAUGAAAUGUCACUGCAGCGGCAUGCACUUCUUGGUGGCAAAAUGGAAUGAACCAUCUAUCAACUUUUACAAAAGAAGAGGUGCUUCUGAUCUGUCCAGUGAGGAAGGAUGGCGACUCUUCAAAAUCGACAAAGAGUACUUGCUAAAAAUGGCAACAGAGGAGUGAGGAGUGCUGAUGUAGACAAUGACAAGUUCUGUUCUACUUAGAAUACAUUUUCAACCUAUCUUGCUUUCUAUCCUGUUUGUAGUAGAAUAAUAGAAUGAGCACCCAUUCCAAAGCUUUAUUACCAGUGGCGUUGUUGCAUGUUUGAAAUGCAGUCUGUUUAAAAUGGCAAUUUUAUAUGCAGUUUGGAGUCAUAUUUUUCCUUGAACAUCUUUUGAUUAAACAAGGUGGUGUGAUCUUAAUAUAUACGAAAAAAAAACUUCAUUCUUGUGAGUCAUUUAAAUGUGUACAAUGUACACACUGGUACUUAGAGUUUCUGUUUUGAUUCUUUUAUAAUAAACUGCCCUUUGAUUU
Messenger RNA from Choloepus didactylus (southern two-toed sloth), 912 nucleotides. RefSeq names its product diamine acetyltransferase 1-like. The coding region runs from base 1 to 561 and encodes 186 amino acids. The transcript has 2 exons. Gene Ontology annotation, cellular component: cytosol. The record is from RefSeq and is a predicted model, not a curated record. Lineage: Eukaryota; Metazoa; Chordata; Mammalia; Pilosa; Megalonychidae. Gene Ontology annotation, molecular function: N-acetyltransferase activity.